Messenger RNA from Strongylocentrotus purpuratus (purple sea urchin), 4456 nucleotides. RefSeq names its product glutathione synthetase. Gene Ontology annotation, molecular function: glutathione binding; glutathione synthase activity; ATP binding. Gene Ontology annotation, cellular component: cytosol. Bases 627 to 2117 code for a protein of 496 amino acids. The transcript has 11 exons. Lineage: Eukaryota; Metazoa; Echinodermata; Echinoidea; Camarodonta; Strongylocentrotidae. Gene Ontology annotation, biological process: glutathione biosynthetic process. The record is from RefSeq and is a predicted model, not a curated record.
GCAGAGAGGUGGGGGGGGGGGGGGGUAUAAUGAGAAAAAAAGGGGGAACAACUAAUUAACUAACAAAAAAGCCUUAUGGCAUAAAACUAAGGAAUAUACACGCUUCAAUCAUUAUCCGAAGUCAUAUUUCACCCAAGAUAGCUAGGUAACAGUAGACAGGAUGUAGAAGGGAGGAUGCAAAAUGUGUAAUGGGGGAGGAGGCGGCAUUAUGUGUCCCAUGCCCCCCACGACCCUCGGUGCCGCCUCUACAUAACAACAAGGAGUGAAAUUACCUCAUCAUCUAUCUUCCCCUUUAGCAUCUCGACUACAGCGCCUAAGGUCACUUUGUAGCAAACAGCAUGCAGUCGAGCCCGCAUCCUUCCCAUUCCAUACGGGCAAGCAUUCGUAUAGCUAGAGAGAAAGAGAGAGAGAAGCAGUGAGCAACAGGGAGGGCAACGGAGGAGGAGUUGUGUGUGUUAACUUAUAGAAGGGCACUUGUACUGUAGACAGCAUGGCUAGGAGACGGUAGUGCUAUCAAGUAGCUUAGAGAUCGGAGAUUGAGAACCUUUCAUUUUUUCUUCUAUUCUACGAUCUUGUACAUGUCGGAAUCACAGGAGACUUAGACAGUCGAGUUGUUAUCAUCAAGAAUGGUCGAGUUACACCCGGCAAUUGAGCUGCCGCUAGCUGCGGAUGAGCUAGAGGAGCUAGCAGGGGACAUGAAGGAUCGGGCCUAUGCCAUGGGGGUGUUGAUCCGCCCCUCCAAGCUCCAGACAGUACAUGGACCCCUUACGCUGCUCCCGUCCACCUUUCCGAGGGACCUCUUCCACAAGGCCAUGGAGUUACAGGCCGAUAUCAAUCUACUUAUGCUGGGAAUAAGCAAAGACGAUGCCUUCCUUUAUUCAGCACUUAAAAGUGUUGUCCCAGUUGACGAGUUCACAAGACGUCUGUAUGAGAUGCACUUACAAGUAAAGAAAGAAGGAAACAUCAAGCCAGUGAACCUUUGCAUCAAUCGGACGGAUUACAUGCUAGACUGCUGUAAGGAGAUUAAUGAUGGUCCUGAUCUUGAUCUGUCUAUGGUAGAGAUUAACACCAUAGCAGCAGGGUGUCCGGCUCUCAGUACCAGAUUAGUAGAUGUACACAGAUAUAGUUUAGAGCAGCUUGGUAUGAACAGAGAGAAGGUGUUAGACCGUGUACCAGGCAACUACGGGAUGGAAGGGGUCGCAGAUGGGAUGGUGACGACAUGGAGAUUAUACGGUGAACCCAAAGCAGUCAUUGUAUUCAUUGUGACAUCGGAAGAAAGCAACAAAUUUGAUCAGAGGUGGAUGGAGUAUGGUAUCAAGGCAAUGGAUGAUGGGGCGAAGGUCAUUAGAAGGACACUCACAGAGAUAGGCGAACGAGCCGAGCUUCGGGGAAACGAUAGACGAUUGUUCAUAGACGAUAUGGAGGUCGCGCUACUUUACUAUAGAACGGGAUACUCACCACGUCAAUAUCCAACAGAAGUGGAGUGGAAUGCCAGGUUAAUGGGCGAGAGAUCACGGGCGGCCGUGUGUCCGUCAGUGGCCAUGCAGCUAGCCGGGACCAAAAAGAUACAGCAAGUACUCUACGAGCUUGGCUCUAUCGAACUCUUCAUCAAAGGAAAGAAAAGAGUCAAUGAUUUACGAAGCAUAUUCACUGGACACUACACUCUAGAUCUUACACCUGCUGGUGACGAGGCUGCAGAGAAAGCCAUUGCUAACCCGAUGAAGUAUGUUAUGAAACCACAAAGAGAAGGAGGAGGCAAUAAUCUGUUCGGGGAGAAGAUGAAGGAUGCAUUGGAGAAACUUCGAGGAUCACCGGAGAGGGCGGCCUAUAUGCUGAUGGACAGGUUCAACUCUCCCGUCAAUCAUAACUAUUGCAUGAAGUACGGGAGCGCUGAUCUAGAACUCAUGACUGUGGCCAGUGAGUUCGGUCCCUUCGGAACGUUAGUAAGUUACAACGACGAAGUGGUGUUCAACAAGACAACAGGCUAUCUCUACCGUACAAAAGACAUCCAGUUGGAUGAGGGAGGUUUGAUGGUGGGUACAGGAUUCCUGGACACACCCUAUCUAUCAUCUGCAGAAGUCAUCUGCCCCACAGCAACCCAAAAUGGCUUCCAUUAACUGACAAACCUCCGGGACUAUAUUCUACAACGUAAAAACCUAACGCGGGGCUGAUCUUAAUUCUAAAAGGGUACAGUUCACUAAAAAUGUGUGUGUUUAAUUGGUCGUUUUGACAUCUGCCAGUGAGGGUUGUCUUAUCAGGUCAUCCGCCGUUAUUUAUAAGGCUUAGCAGACGUUUUAUAAAGAGAAGCUUCUUGACAUUAUUUUAAAAGUAGGGGAUAUAAUUGGAGAGCUCCCUUGAAAAUUCUAUUUAAUGAAUGUCUAUGAUUCUCCUCACUUUCUCUGCAGGAAAAAAGGUACCCUGUCUUUUGUGGAAUUUUUAAACGAUUAUAUUAUACGAUUUCAAUUAUAAUUCAUCAGAAUAUUUCAAAAUUUACAAAUGUAUAUUGUUUGGGUUUAAGAAAAGUCAAAUGCGAAUUUAGUGAAAGUAAUAACAUAGACCUAUGGCUUAAGUUGUACCUUUCGUUAAUUCAAAUCAGAAAUGGCUUUAUUAAGGGGGUGAGUGAAGAAGAAUAUGACAACCGUCGAUUGUUUCCGUUAAUAAGAGAUCCUUAUUGUUAAUUAUACGCAAACAAAAACUAUGCAAAUUUAGGAAUAUUCAUUACAUUUUAUAAAUCAAAUGAAUUUUAUAUAUUUUCACAUUCAAUUUUAUAAUAAUAUGUAUCUGUAAAUGCACAUGUGCAAUAAGAGACAUGCUUUUAGAUAUGUAUGACAUUACUUGCCUUUAAAAUCAUACAUGAUUGUGUGUGUAAUUUUGAAACUACGUGGACGGUACUUGAAACAGCACGCAUGAUUACGAAGAACCUAUAAAAUAAAUAUUUCGUCACUGCGAAAUUAUUUUGGUGAAUCUAUUCACGAUUUUAAAUAUUAUAUAUGUAUCUCAGGCUAUAAUAGUUUAUUCAGCAAAGCAUGGGCAUUAGAAUAUAGCUGUAUGCUCCAAGUUUAGUUUAGACAGUAAAGGAGAAAUUGUAUUAUUUCUCUUACGCGUGUGAAUAUGUUAUUACGUUGUAAGGCGAAAAUAGUUAUAGGUUAGCAAAACAUGAUGAAAUAUUUAAACAGAAAGUUCGUAAUACAUCAUGUUUGUCUGUAAUUUCAAAGACGGAUUCUGCACGGAGAAUUGUUUUCUCCGAUAAAAGUGUUUUUAAGUGACCUUUCAUUGUAAACUUGUUUGUUGUGUAAUUUUAACGAAAUACUUUCUGUUUAACAAAUGUUGAUGUCUCAUAUAGCAUUUUUUUUAACGUAUGAAGUAAAUUAAUGUGCAUUCUGUUGUUCAUGGUGUAAAAUGCCCUUCUGAUGGCCCAAAUUAACCUUCACAUUUUUGUCAGUUUUAGUAGAAAUAUAAGAUUUGAAAUACUUCAAAGUAAUGCAUAUUUCGUGUCACAUGAAUCAACAUUUAAUAACCCCGGCUUUUGAAGUAUUUCAUCAGGAACUAUCGAAUAAAGUAUCCACCUUGUAUCCGCCAUGUCGUAAACCUAUUGUACAGUACUAGUUGAGAGCAUAACAAUAGGCGUUGCUAUAUGAGGUUUUAGGAGGGGAAUGGAGCAGCUCGAACUAAUGUGCUAAUGAAUUGAUCAGGAAAACAUGUAUAAGCCUUACAUUUGCCGAUAAAAUGCUGAAAGUACUAACAAAAUCACUAUAUUGAUAUUUGUUAUCUGUGCGUACGCGCGCAUGUGUGUGAUUGCGUGGGCGUGUGUCUGUGGAAAGGGGGUAAUAGCCUCCCUAUCCCUUGUAUUGCUCCAAUGUCUCACCUAAAAGUAGGCAUACUUUUACGGAUAGCCCACCGCGUGGAUUUUGAUACCUUUGAGGCAGAUCCAAGAUCCAUUACUGGAACUUGAAAGCCAAAUAUCCGUUUUUAGAAUAUAAUUUCUACUUGAAUAUCUGCAAUAUUUCCGCCCAAUAUAUCGGGAUAUACCUAUGCAUUCUUUGACCGGAAAAGCUCGUUAUUCUUAAUAGUACCUUUUGACAGUCUGUGGGUUUAAAACACAAAAAAAAAAAUCAUUUUUGUUGUAUCGGGAUUGUAUGAGAAAAUUUGAAAAGACCACGUCUGUCAUGUAAUUUCGCUAUGCAAGUUAAUAGGAUUGUAUAAAUAUGGUAAAAUGAAUAGUAAAUGUUUACUAGAAUAGCACUUAGAUUGUACAUAGUACACUAGAAUAGAAAGUAAAACAUGCAGUAUCACUUGCAUUUUUGUAGAUAUCUGCAUCAUUUAUAUGAGCACUGUGUGCUCUGAAGAUUUACUGAUAUAUUAGACGUUGUAUAUUUUUUGUGGUAUUUUGAAGUGUUGAAUAAUGAGUUUUGAACAAAGUAUUGAUUAAUAAAAAUGAGGUGCACUUUUUACUAAA